CGACCGGCAGGAGGAGCAGCCGGAGUGAACGUUGGAGGCGUUAAUCUGGUCUAAAUGUUGGUUAUUAACCACACCUCAGGUCUGAGAGUUUCCAUGCGUCCAGUCGAGGUGGGGGGGCUUUUUAAAUUUAGUUUACAAUCCUGCCUCCUAUUUUUAGACGUCCAGGCAUCACAGCCGAGUGGAGACAUGUAGUCGACCAGUCACAGGAGACACGGAGAGAGAGAGUUCAGUCCAGCGCUCAGCUUUCAGUCCCUUCAAACUCUGAACGACACCAGGAGUCGGUCUUCAGUCUUUGGUCCAGUGGACUGUGUGGGAGACAGAGCCAGGGGUCAGAGGGCAGUUCAAAGGUCAGGGCACAAGGAUAGGCAGAAAAACAGCCAGCAGAUGGUGCGGGAGCAGUAUGUCAGCACCACCCAGGGCAGCAGUUCGCCCAGGACGGUGCCAGAGCAGGUCUACAAGAUCGGCAUCUAUGGCUGGAGGAAGCGCUGCCUCUACCUCUUCGUCCUGCUGCUCAUCAUCAUCCUGGUGGUCAACUUUGCUCUGACCAUCUGGAUCCUGCGGGUGAUGUGGUUCAACACGGAAGGGAUGGGUUACCUCCAGGUCCACUCAGACGGAGUGAAGCUGGAGGACGGCGAGUCCGAGUUCCUGCUUCCUGUCUACGCUCAGGAGAUUCACUCCAGAGAGGACUCAUCACUCCUGGCACAGUCAUCUGAAAACGUUUCCCUCAACGCCCGUAAUGAGAACGGUGAUGUGACGGGCAGGAUCUCAGUGGGUCCAAAGGAGGCGAAGGGUCACACAGGGAGUCUGCUCAUUAACUCCAACACCGGCAGCAUGCUGUUCAGUGCAGAUGGCAACCAGACCGUGAUUGGACCAGACAAACUGCGGGUCACAGGUCCAGAGGGGGCGCUGUUUCAACAUUCAGUGGAGGUGCCGGUGCUCAGGUCGGAGCUUUUCAAAGACCUAAAGUUGGAGUCUCCCACUCGCUCUCUCAGCAUGGACGCUCCAAAAGGAGUUCACAUCAAAGCCCCCAACGGCAACAUUGAAGCUGCGUCCAACAUGGACGUUGUCCUGCAUUCUACUGUUGGACUGAUGGUGCUCGAUGCUGAGACGGUGCGGAUGCCGAGCCUCCCCGUGAGCCAAGGCGGCUUUUCUGGAAACCCCCAGGACCUCUUUGAAGUGUGCGUGUGUCCCAGCGGGAAACUGUUCCUGUCCAAAGCCGAGGUCAUCUCCACGUGCAGUGAGAACCAGGAGUGCUAGAUAGACUCUGGUAAGGUAACUGGUUUUCUUUCUCCUAGUUGACGUCUGCCGGGAGCCAAUAAGCACAGCUGUUGUCACCCAGCUUUUUAAAAAAUGUUUUAAUGUUUUAUACCAGAGCGUCUGUGCUGGUAGUUUAGUAAAAGUGACAAAUGUAACGACUGCCUGCUGGGAAACUCUGUCUUUUAGUUGCGUUUGUGAUUCUUUAACUUUCCCGUUGAAACUAAUUGGCAAUCAAAAGAAAAACGAUGAUUGCGGACAACUUUUAUUAUUAUUAUUAUUUUACACUCAAUGUCAUGGCUGGGCAACGAGGAGCUGGUAACAGCUUACAUUCUAUGCAAUAUUAUCUUGUGGUGCAAUAAAUUUAGACGAACAGUGGUGAGUGAUGAGUCCAGGGCCGCUCCUGUUGGUUAGUUAGUUCUAAGGAACAGUUCUUGUUCCUGCGGUGGUCUUCAGAUGUCGGUUAGUUUUUAAACUCACAGUGAUUAUAAAAUGAUUCGAUUUUAUUGAGGUUAACGCUUCAGUCACAGGAGCCAUUUACAAAGUUAGCUUUCAUUUGUGGAUAUGAUUUAUUUUUUAGGUUCUUUGUCGUUUGACUGAGAUCAUGCUCGUAGAUUAAGAUACAAAAAUGUUUUAAUUUAAAAAUUAAAAAGAACAAAGACCUUUUUUAUUAGAUUUUCAGUGCAAGUUAAAGUGUAUCAGACACUGAAGAGUUGAUUCAUAAAAUCAGGGUCGACCCCGGACUUAUCCUCACCACUUAUCAAGGGCUUGGAAUUACAAAAUGAUUGUCCCAAAUUGUGGCAAACAAAAAAAAAACGUUUUAUGUGUGGCCUUGAAUCUGUGCCCUUGGUAUUUUUUUAAUGUGUUUUUGUGUUAAGCAUGGGUUUUUUUGUUUUUAUCAAAUUGGAAAUAGGUGUUGGUAAAAAUAUUCUCAGAUAAGACAUUGAUGAAGUAAUUUUAAUUCAAAAGCAAAUAUAUCAAAGUGGUUUUUUGUUUUUGGUUAAGAAGUUAUUAUAAUGGGGAUGAAGCAUUUUCUCUGUUUUUUGUGAUGUUUCCGUGUGUGCAGUUAUAUGUUAGGACUUAGUGUGUAAUUAUUCUCUACGUAUGAAAAAGGUUGUUUUUUUUUUCUUUAAAAGCUGGGCUCUGCUUAAAAACGUCGUACAAGGCAAAAACAAAGGUGAGAUGAAGGCACUUAAAAUUGUAUCAGUGUUUUAAGGUUAGCUGCUCAACACAAUAGCAUUAACAUUAGCUUAGGUUUCUGCUAACGUCAACGUUUCAUAUCAUUUUAUUAGUUUGCUGUAUUCCUGGCAUUUUUUUUUAAAAGUGUGUAAUAUAUAUUUAUUGAUUUUAUGUAUGUUUAUUAAACUGAUAUUCUUCUAAA
Molecule: messenger RNA, 2635 nt
Organism: Cynoglossus semilaevis (tongue sole)
Lineage: Eukaryota; Metazoa; Chordata; Actinopteri; Pleuronectiformes; Cynoglossidae
Gene: sgcg
Product: sarcoglycan, gamma
Exons: 8
Coding region: 385-1257 (290 amino acids)
Biological process (GO): cardiac muscle tissue development; heart contraction
Cellular component (GO): sarcoglycan complex; sarcolemma
Source: RefSeq, a predicted model, not a curated record